This is a messenger RNA of Maudiozyma saulgeensis, 1644 nucleotides long. The record is from the annotation of a GenBank genome assembly. NCBI's taxonomy places the organism in Eukaryota, Fungi, Ascomycota, Saccharomycetes, Saccharomycetales, Saccharomycetaceae.
AUGAGCAGAAGAGUUAAGCUGGAACAUAAACAGAUCAAGUUGUUAACCAGCGACCAAAGAGCUGCAUCUUUUGAUGAGGAGGCUCUUUCUAUGAACAAGAUACGUAAAAACACAGAUAAAAAAUCGGAUACUAGUUCGGCAAAAAAUGUGCCGAGUAAAGCAGCCCGUUCAAAAUCGACAAAUAAUAUUACAAGUGAAUCUUUACAAACAAAAAAAUUGCAUCAUAUUUUACAAUUGAAUUCAGAAGAUGAAACGAUAUUGAAUAUUAAUAAAGCUUUAAGUAAAUCUCGUAAAGUAUUAGUAUUGACAGGAGCAGGUAUCUCAUGCAAUGCUGGUAUCCCUGAUUUCAGAUCAUCUGAUGGUCUUUAUAAUUUGGUGAAAAAAGAGCAUCCAAAUGUAUCUUUAGGUUCCGGUAAAGAAAUGUUUGACAUUUCUUUAUUUAGAGAUGAAUUAAAAAUAUCCGUGUGGGCUACAUUCAUGGAGAAAUUAUAUUCAAGCUGUAAAUUGGCUAAACCUACAAAGACUCAUAAAUUCAUUGCACAUUUGAAAGAUAGAGGUAGAUUAUUACGUUGUUAUACACAAAACAUUGAUGGUCUUGAGGAAACUUUAGGUUUAGAAUUAUCUAGUGAACAACCUGAAGAAGAUUUUUUGAAAAGAGAAGAUUUACAAAGAACUUUAAUUCGUAGCAAUUCAUGCACUUCUUUCAGUAAUGCUAAAUGGAAAAAUUAUGAUGUAGUUCAAUUACAUGGUGAUUUGAAUAAAUUGUCAUGUACAAGAUGCUUUCAUGUCUUUAACUGGAAUAGAUAUUGGGCAAGAUCCUUUAGAAGAGGUGAAUUACCAGUUUGUCCCCAUUGUGAAGCUAUUCAAUUGAGAAGGUCUGAACAAGGUAAACGUGUCAUUGAUCACAAUGGUAUGUUAAGACCAAAUAUUGUCCUUUAUGGUGAAAAUCAUCCAUCUGGUGAUAUUAUAUCGCAAGGUUUAAAUCUUGAUAUUUUGAGAGGUAAACCAGAUUUUUUCAUUAUUAUGGGGACCAGUUUAAAAGUUGAUGGUGUCAAAAAAGUUGUCAAACAGGUGAGUAAACAAGUACAUGAGCGUGGUGGUUUAGUUAUCUUAAUUAAUAAAUCUAGUGUAGGUGAUUCGACAUGGAAUGGUUGUAUCGAUUAUCAAAUAUGGGAAGAUUGUGAUAAAUGGGUUACAUUUUUGAAUAAUCAAGAACCUGAUUUCUUCAAAUCUCAAAAGGAAGUAGAUAAAUUAAGGCAAUUGAAAAGAGAAGCAAGUGAAUUGAGAAAGAAAAAAUUAUUAGAGAAGAGAAAACAACAAGAACAACAAAGUUUGAGCACGCCGCCAACAACUCCAACAAGAGGAGAGAAACUUUUAAAAAUUUCACAAUCAGGUCUUUCUGAUUCAUCAUCAUCAUCAGAAGGAGAAGGAGAAGAAAAAGACCUAAUAAAACAUGAAUCACUUCGAAGUUUGAAAAGAAAAUUGUUACCUCCAAGUAGUAGUAAAUCAGCAGUUAAGAAAGCUAAACUCCAACUUAAAGAAGCUAUUGUUAGCGAUAGUGAAAGUGAUGAUGAUCAAGUGCUGAAAUUGAAAGCAGAAAUGUAUUUUAAGAAAGAAAAUACUACACUUACAACAACAUCUUAG